This is a messenger RNA of Heterotrigona itama, 848 nucleotides long. NCBI's taxonomy places the organism in Eukaryota, Metazoa, Arthropoda, Insecta, Hymenoptera, Apidae. The record is from the annotation of a GenBank genome assembly.
AUGUUGAGAAAAUUGCUGAGCAAGUCCGGCCGCAGGCUGCUUAGGGUAAGACGACGUGACAAUUAUCCCUUUCGACUCGCUGUUGCACUCACGCACGCAAUGCACGUACAUGCAUACAAUGCACGCACACGUUUGCACUGGUGCAUCGGUCGACCUAAUUUCUUCAGCCAGGCGUUUCUCGCAUCGUUAACCCUCGCCAUUGGCUAGUUUCGAUCCGAAUUUAAUUUCGUCGAUUCGACGCGAUUGCCAACCACCCCCACCCACCCCUUCUGCCUGCACUCCACGAAAUUUCUUCGUACGAAGAACCGAGAGUCGAGCCUUGAGUUAAUUUCCACGGUAGACUGUUUCUUUUCAUACGUAUGCAAUUUUCGUUGGCGUAAUUCUGACCUUGCUCAACAUUGAUUCCUUCGUGUCUCGCUGCAACCCCGACUGGCACGAACUGCUAUGCUUCUGAGAGGCCUAUGGUUUAGUCAUCUGACAUGUAGCACCGUUCAAAAAAAAUUAGAAAAUAAAUAAAAUCGAAACGACGAAUCGAUCGGUAAAGAGAGAGAGAGAGAAAGAAAUAAGCCGUUGCUUGCUCAAUUUCGCAGGCCAUCAAGAAACUGUCGACGAGGAGCCGCAAGGUGAAAAAGUCACGGAACUUGACUUCCUGGCAUUCGAACGUGCCGGAGUUGGAUACGGAAUCGCUGUCGUGGUCGCUGCCGUCGCUGGACGCGAAGAGCAUCGACACGUUCACGACGUACGUUGCCGACAACUCGAUGGAGGACGGCGUCUCCAUGUGCUGCUACUGCGACGAGUACGAGGAGAACCAGCGGAACGAGAACAUCGAGAACGAGAUGAUGAUCUAA